ACAUUUGAAUAGAUUCGUUGUCAGUUGAUUCUGAGGGAGAGACAGUGCACUGCCUGUCAAGCAGUGAGAGCAGCAGACACACUGAAGGAAGGAGAGUGAGUCAGAAACCACAAAGACAGGCCUUCCAGUCAACUCACCUCCCUAAGAUUCCACAAGAUGGCUGCUCCAGCACAGAUCUCUCAGGAUGAGUUGGAGGAACUGAGAGAAGCCUUUGCUAAGAUCGAUGUUGAUUCUCACGGCCACAUUGGCACAGAUGAGCUCAAUGACCUGUUCAAAGCUGCCAACCUGCCAUUGCCAGGAUACAGAGUCCGAGAGAUCAUCCAGGAUCUUACCAAGACAGGAGACCUGCAUGACGGCAAAGUCACCUUCAACGAGUUUGCCAAUGUGGUCCAUGGACUGAAGAGCACAGAGGUGGCUAAGACCUUCAAGAAAGCUAUCAACAAGAAGGAGGGCAUCUAUGCUGUAGCAGGAACCUCAGAGCAGUCUAGCUCAGGCACACAGCACUCCUACUCAGAGGAGGAGAAGGUGGCUUUUGUGAACUGGGUGAAUAAGGCAUUGGAGAAAGACCCAGACUGCAAGCAUGUCCUCCCCAUGGACCCCACCACUAACGACCUGUUCACCGCUGUCGGAGAUGGGAUCGUUCUAUGUAAGAUGAUCAAUCAGUCCGUUCCGGACACCAUCGAUGAGAGAACCAUCAACAAGAAGAAGCUCACACCCUUCACCAUCCAGGAGAAUCUGAACCUGGCUCUUAACUCUGCGUCGGCCAUCGGCUGCCACGUGGUAAACAUCGGAGCAGAGGACCUGAAGGAAGGCAGGCAGCAUCUGGUCCUAGGCCUGCUCUGGCAGGUCAUCAAGAUCGGCUUGUUUGCAGACAUUGAGAUCAGCAGAAACGAAGCUCUGAUAGCCCUGCUGAGGGAUGGGGAGAGCCUGGAGGACCUGAUGAAGCUUUCCCCAGAGGAGCUGCUGCUGCGCUGGGCCAACUACCACCUGGAGGAGGCCGGCUGCUCCAAGAUCAACAACUUCAGCUCUGACAUCAAGGAUUCAAAGGCCUACUACAACAUCCUGAACCAAGUGGCCCCUAAGGGAGAUGAGGAGGGAAUCCCUCUGAUUGCCAUCGACAUUUCAGGGAUAAGGGAGAAAGAGGACAUAAAGAGAGCAGAGUGCAUGUUGGAGCAGGCUGACCGUCUUGGCUGCCGACAGUUCGUCACAGCAACCGACGUAGUCCGCGGCAACCCCAAGCUGAACUUGGCGUACAUUGCCAACCUGUUUAAUAAGUAUCCUGCCCUGAAGAAGCCAGAGAACCAGGACAUUGACUGGAGCUCCAUCGAGGGUGAGACCAGAGAGGAGCGCACCUUCAGGAACUGGAUGAAUUCCCUGGGGGUCAACCCUCGUGUCAACCACCUCUAUGUGGACAUAGAUGAUGCUUUGGUCAUCUUCCAGCUCUAUGAGAAGAUCAAUGUGCCAGUGGAUUGGGACAGAGUAAACAAACCCCCUUACUCCAAACUGGGCAGCAACAUGAAGAAGUUGGAGAACUGUAACUAUGCAGUGGAGCUGGGGAAGAAUGAGGCUAAGUUCUCCCUGGUGGGCAUUGCUGGACAGGACCUGAAUGAGGGCAACCGAAAACUCACCCAGGCCCUGCUGUGGCAGCUGAUGAGAAGGUACACGCUGAACAUUCUGGAGGAGCUUGGUGACGGGCAGAAGGUGAAUGACGACACCAUCGUCACCUGGGUCAACGACACACUCACACAGGCUGGCAAAGGCACCAUCUCUGGAUUCAAGGAUGGGUCCAUAACCACCAGUAUGCCAGUCCUGGACCUGAUUGAUGCCAUCCAGCCAGGCUCCAUCCGCUAUGAUCUAAUCAAGGUGGAGGACCUGACUGAGGAAGAGAAGCUCAAUAAUGCCAAGUAUGCCAUCUCCAUGGCCAGGAAAAUCGGAGCGCGGGUGUACGCCCUGCCUGAGGACCUAGUGGAGGUGAAACCUAAGAUGGUGAUGACAGUGUUCGCCUGCCUGAUGGCCCGGGGCAUGAAGAGUCCCGUGUAGCUCAGUUGGUAGAGCAUGGCGCUUGCAACGCCAGGGUUGUGGGUUCGAUUCCCACGGGGGGCCAGUACAAAAAAGUAUGAAUGUAUGUACUUGUAAGUCGCUCUGGAUAAGAGCGUCUGCUAAAUGACUUAAAUGUAAAUGUAAGAGGGUGUAGUGGUCACAACCCCACAGAACACAUCACAUGAAGAGGUGAUCAGUAGAACAACCAGAAUCAGGUUACAGAAGAUAUCAGCUCACUAGGUCAAUACUAAUUCAGUAAUGUAGCUAGUAUGUCUGGAAAUCAGUGAUUCAAAACUCAGGGCUGAUAAUGAAGAGCAGAAAACAAAUAAUAAUACUGUACCUGGAGUUAUACUGGAAAUAUAUAUUUUUUUAAAAGUUUAAUGUAGCAUCUUAUUUUGAUAAGAUUUAGCUCUUUUUUACAUAGAAACUUCUUUACUUGAUGCUAUUAAUUUCAAAUUGUGACCAUUUUGCUUUCAGACUAACAUUUGUGAAAAGAUAUCAAGGAAACAGAUUUUAUAAAAUAAUUUAAAACGAA
Messenger RNA from Salvelinus fontinalis (brook trout), 2575 nucleotides. RefSeq names its product plastin-2. NCBI's taxonomy places the organism in Eukaryota, Metazoa, Chordata, Actinopteri, Salmoniformes, Salmonidae. Gene Ontology annotation, molecular function: actin filament binding; calcium ion binding. The transcript has 16 exons. The record is from RefSeq and is a predicted model, not a curated record. Gene Ontology annotation, cellular component: actin filament; actin filament bundle; cytoplasm. Gene Ontology annotation, biological process: actin filament bundle assembly; actin filament network formation. The coding region runs from base 157 to 2040 and encodes 627 amino acids.